Messenger RNA from Lichtheimia ornata, 651 nucleotides. RefSeq lists its product as uncharacterized. Bases 1 to 651 code for a protein of 216 amino acids. Lineage: Eukaryota; Fungi; Mucoromycota; Mucoromycetes; Mucorales; Lichtheimiaceae. The record is from RefSeq and is a predicted model, not a curated record. Gene Ontology annotation, molecular function: 3-hydroxyacyl-CoA dehydratase activity. The transcript has 5 exons. Gene Ontology annotation, biological process: very long-chain fatty acid biosynthetic process; fatty acid elongation; sphingolipid biosynthetic process. Gene Ontology annotation, cellular component: endoplasmic reticulum membrane.
AUGCCUCAAGGAAAGCAAUCAUCGGGUGGUGGUCUUACCAAUGUGUACCUUCUCGCAUACAAUGGUGCCAGUUUCUUUGGCUGGUUCAUGAUCCUCUUCACUACCGUCUCUUGCCUCAUUAACAACAACGGCGACUACACCAAAGUCCAUUCACUCGUAUGGCCCUGGUUGCAAGUUGUGCAGACAACUGCUAUUAUGGAGGUGAUUCACUCGUUGGUUGGCUUUGUACGUGCUCCUGUUACUACCACCGCAAUGCAAGUCGCUUCUCGUCUUUUCCUUGUAUGGGGUGUCAACUACAUGUUCCCUGCUAUCGGCACUCACGUAUCAUUCAGCACCAUGAUGAUUGCUUGGUCCAUUGCUGAAUGCGUUCGUUACUCUUACUAUGCCACCAACUUGCUUGGAUCCGUUCCUGGUUUCCUCAACUGGGCCCGUUACAACUUGUUCUUUGUGCUCUAUCCUAUGGGUGUCGGCUCCGAACUCACUAUGGUCUACCAAUCAUUGCCCUAUGCUCAAGAAUGGAACCCACUUUACUUUUACUUUUUGAUUGGAACAUCAUUGGUUUAUCUUCCUGGUUUCCCCGUCUUGUUUUUGCAUAUGGUGUCUCAGCGUAGAAAGUAUAUGAAGAGUAGUCAGGAAAAGAAGCGCCAGUAA